Neoarius graeffei (lesser salmon catfish) is the source of this 550-nucleotide messenger RNA. It is a transcript of the gene rpl26, whose product is annotated as ribosomal protein L26. The transcript has 4 exons. The coding region runs from base 72 to 509 and encodes 145 amino acids. Gene Ontology annotation, biological process: cytoplasmic translation; ribosomal large subunit biogenesis. Gene Ontology annotation, molecular function: RNA binding; structural constituent of ribosome. The record is from RefSeq and is a predicted model, not a curated record. NCBI's taxonomy places the organism in Eukaryota, Metazoa, Chordata, Actinopteri, Siluriformes, Ariidae. Gene Ontology annotation, cellular component: ribosome; cytosolic large ribosomal subunit.
AAGUAAGUUUGCCGGAAGUAGGCUUGCACCCUCUUUUCCAUCGGCCGUAGCGGUGUAAUCGGUGGGUCAUCAUGAAGAUCAAUCCGUUUGUGACCUCAUCCCGGCGUAAGAACCGCAAGAGGCACUUCAAUGCCCCGUCACACAUCCGCAGGAAGAUAAUGUCUUCACCUCUGUCCAAAGAGCUCCGCCAGAAAUACAACGUCAGGUCCAUGCCCAUCCGGAAGGAUGAUGAGGUCCAGGUGGUCCGAGGACACUACAAAGGCCAGCAGAUUGGCAAAGUUGUCCAGGUAUACAGGAAGAAAUACGUCAUCUAUAUCGAGCGCGUGCAGCGUGAGAAGGCCAACGGAACCACUGUCCAUGUGGGCAUUCACCCUAGCAAGGUUGUGAUCACCAGGCUAAAGUUGGACAAGGAUCGCAAGAAGAUCCUUGAGCGCAAAGCCAAGUCACGGCAAGAUGGCAAGGAGAAGGGCAAAUACAAAGAGGAGACCAUUGAGAAAAUGCAAGAGUGAACAUUACCUUUUUGCUAAUAAUAAAACAUUAAGAAAAAGGA